AUGCUUCCAGUCCCGGAAUCGCAGACUGCGUCCCCCCACCCUCUAAAGAUAUUCGACACGGCAAGGAAAAAUGAUAAAUUCCUGUAUGCCUGUGCGCCAAUGGUGCGUUACAGCAAGCUUGCGUUUCGUCAAACCGUCCAUCAUUAUGGCGUUGAUCUCUGCUGGACACCCAUGAUUCUCGCCAAAGAAUUCAAUCGAAAUACAUUUGCAAGGGACAGCGAUCUCACCGUAUCAACAAAGGGCAUCAUGCCUCAUACCAUCCUUCAAUUUGGCGCCAACAGCCCCUUGGAGCUCUCACGGGCAUCCUCCCUCGCCGCGCCAUAUGUCAGUGGCGUCGAUCUCAACUGCGGAUGCCCCCAGUCAUGGGCUUGUGCCGAGACCUUGGGUGCCGCUCUCAUGAACAAAAGAGAGCUUGUUCGCGACAUGGUCGUAGAGACAAGAGGCCGUCUAGAACAGGACGGCUGGGGUGUUGGGAUGGAAAAGGACAUUGAUAAUCCCAGGGGUAGGAGUGUUAGUGUCAAAAUCAGGAUACACGACGAUCUAAGGAAAACAAUGGAUUUUCUUGACACUGUUAUAGGCCACCCCCAGAACCGCCAGGUUGAUUGGGUUACUAUACAUCCACGAACCCGCAAUACAACAUCAACUACGCCAAUCCGAACGGAGGCCCUUGAAAUUCUCACAGCUAAAUACUCGCCGACGCUCCCUAUCCUGCUCUCUGGCGACGUGUUUGAUAUCAACUCCCUACCCUUCCAUCCAUUCGCCACGCCAACGACAGAGAUGGCGACGCUGACCUUGAAUGACAUCCUGCCCCGUGAUAUCAACAACGGUAUUGUGGAAACAGAUCAGGGAGUUGCUCCUGUCCCUGCCCCCAGCAACACCAAUCUAUCGGGAUUCAUGUCGGCUCGUGGCCUGCUUUGCAACCCGGCUUUGUUUGCGGGACACUCAUCAUGUCCCUGGGAGGCCGUGGAGCGCUUCAUGUGCAAUGUUGCCGCUGCCCCGCUUCCCUAUAAACUUGUUAUACACCAUGUCCAGGAAAUGUGCUCUCCAGGCAUGGGUAUCGAUAAAUCGGCGCUGCUUUCCAGAAAGGAAAGGGCACGGUUUUCCGAGAUAGCCAAUAUGCUGGAGCUGAUCGAUUUCCUUGACGAGAAGAUUGAAGAGCACACUGGUCAGACUGGGGGCCUUAGGCGAGAGUUUUGA
Clonostachys solani is the source of this 1197-nucleotide messenger RNA. NCBI's taxonomy places the organism in Eukaryota, Fungi, Ascomycota, Sordariomycetes, Hypocreales, Bionectriaceae. The record is from the annotation of a GenBank genome assembly.